CCACCCGCCGCUGCGUGAUCCGCACUGGCCUCCUCGAGAGCGAGCUGGCCCCGCCACGACCGCCACCCGCGCUAACCGCUGCCAACCGCCACCGAACCACGGAUGAUGUGCCCAGCACUCACCUCGUGGGGAGCCCCAGUGGAGACGCAGCCCCCGGACCUGCCCCGGCCUCUUCAGCUCCCAUGGGCAGCGAGGACUCAGAGAAGAAAGUUCUCACCACCAAAGUUCUUGGCACUGUCAAAUGGUUCAAUGUCAGAAAUGGAUAUAGAUUUAUAAACCAAAAUGACACCAACGAAGAUGUGUUUGUAUACCAGACUGCCAUCAAGAAGAAUAAUCCACGCAAGUAUCUGCGCAGUGUGGGGGAGGAAGAAAUUGUAGAGUUUGAUUGGUUGCAGGAAAAGGGGGGUCCUAAGGCAACAAAUGUGACUGGCCCAGAUGGAGUUCCAGUAGAAGGGAGCCGCUGUGCUGCUGAUUGUCACCGAUAUGGCAGGCGCUGUGGACUUCCCCAUAAUGUUGGUGAGAUUAGACAGAUUAAAGAUGGAGUUGCCGAGGGAACAGAACUCCUGGUCCAUCGGAAUCCAACCUACCAACUGAGGAUCCAAAGGGGACCCACUCACCCAUACACAAGCCCAUAUCGUUCCCUACAGGUG
This is a messenger RNA of Arvicanthis niloticus (Nile rat), 650 nucleotides long. Lineage: Eukaryota; Metazoa; Chordata; Mammalia; Rodentia; Muridae. The record is from RefSeq and is a predicted model, not a curated record.